Messenger RNA from Phlebotomus papatasi, 3005 nucleotides. It is a transcript of the gene Gbs-70E, whose product is annotated as protein phosphatase 1 regulatory subunit 3B. Bases 757 to 1743 code for a protein of 328 amino acids. Gene Ontology annotation, biological process: regulation of glycogen biosynthetic process. NCBI's taxonomy places the organism in Eukaryota, Metazoa, Arthropoda, Insecta, Diptera, Psychodidae. The record is from RefSeq and is a predicted model, not a curated record. Gene Ontology annotation, cellular component: protein phosphatase type 1 complex. The transcript has 5 exons. Gene Ontology annotation, molecular function: protein phosphatase 1 binding; glycogen binding.
CCUCGGAGAUUGUCAUGGAGAGGCGCACGCGUCUCUCUCGGGCAGAAGGCGAGGAGAGCUGGCCAGGACGAAGUGGCCGGCAUUGCCAUUCAUAGAUCAUACAUACACGCACAUUCAGUCACAAUCAGUGACCGGGAGUGGGGAAAAUGUGACUGAGGCGUGCUCUUGAGAGAGCUUCACAAAUCGAAUGACUACUCCAUUAUCAGUAACUCACAAAUAGCUGCGCUUGGCGCACGUUCUCACCCAGAGCUUGCCAUCUUGGCUUAAUAUUCCUUCACUAAAGAAGCUUCCUUUUUCAAGUGCUGUGUACCAAAUCCCUUUGCGGAUUAGGGUGAAAGAAAUUGUGGCCACAAAUGUGUCCUAAUAGCUACUUAAUUUAAAACUUGUUCGUAUUUAGUGUUACAGUAACUUCCAGUUUAGCCGCUCAAUCUUCAAUUAUACAGUUACAAAAAGUAAAACGUUUGAUAAAAAGAAGAUGCAAUUAGUCAUGAAUUGAGCCUUAUAUCUCUGGAAAUUGUCUAUUUGGUGCUUUUGCGGAUGUUCUAUUGCUAAUUUUUAUAACUUUAAAGAGUCACUAAAAGUUUAAAAGAUUAUGUGAUUUUUUAAUCGUUUCUUCAAUUUAACUAAAUUAAAAGAAUUGAAGCAACGUUUCUUCUUCACCAACAAAAAGUGCGUGAAUUGUGCAAUACAGAAUCUUCACAAGAUAUAUUUCACUUCCUCCACAUACUCAGAAAAAAAGAAUAACAUUUUGCAACCAUGCCUGUGAACUAUGAUAUGGUGAUUUCUCAGAGCCCUCCGGUGUUCAGUCACAGUCCACCCACCGGAUUUCUCAGUGAUUGCACAGUUAAUUUUAGAAGACCAUUCGAAACACCAUGCUACCGACCAUCAGUUCUCUUGGCGUCGCCAACAAACCAAAGGAAGAAUACAUUAUCGAUAAAAAUGGCAAAUACGCCCAAGAGAUCCUGCCUGAUAACUCACACCGAUACCAACAUCCUUAGCGAUUCUUCCUGCCAGUCAAGUGACAAGAAAAGCGACAUUGGAGUCUGUGGUCGAACGAAAAAGCGUGUGAUAUUUGCUGAUGAUAAGGGACUAGAGUUAGUGCAGGUGAAAGUAAUGUCGGAGCCAUCCAAUGUGCCACCCUUCUGGAGUCUACAAUUCCUGGCCCACGUGACACAGGGUAUGAUCAGUCCUGUGCCACCGGAACAAUGGGUAGUGGAUUUCCAGCAGCCGGCAUCAGACUACUUAGCAUUCCGGCAAAAACUUGAGAUGAAGAAUGUAUCUCUGGAGAAUGUGAUUGUGAAGGAGAAUGACUCGAUAGUUGUGGGUACAGUGAAGGUGAAGAAUCUGCAUUUCACCAAGGAGGUAAUAGUCAGAGCCACAUGGGACAAUUGGAAGAGCCAAGAGGACAUCUUCUGUGUGUUCUCCAAAGUGGCUGGUGCAUCUGGAGCUUACGUCCUCUACGACACUUUCUCUUUCCGUCUCACCCUUCCUCCCGCCUCAAAGACCCUAGAAUUCUGUGUUUGCUUCCGUUGCAAUGGCACAGAGUUCUGGGAUAACAAUGAUGGGCGCAACUAUACACUGUCCAAGCGUCUGAGUGACAAAGCUACAGAUCCUUUUGUGAGCUUCGAUCGGGCUAAGAGCCAACAAAAAUGUGCCAUUAAUUCAGGUGAUCAACAGGGAAUAAAGGUGCCCACAUGGUCAGAAGUGAGCUCGUGGAAUCAGACGGAGAGCCCCUACUGGUGAGUCUCUCUACGUUGAUCGUCACCAUCACCGGACGAUGCACCCUACAGGACUUUCAUUUCUUCUGCCACUCUCUCUGGGAAAAUCGUCAUCAAAAUUUUAGGGGUGAUACGCCGCUAAAUUAAAACGCUCAAAGAAACAAUUUGGGGGUUUGCUAUUGAAGAACCUUCCCAAGAUCAUACAAACUCAAGCGAAAGAUGAUGCUUAUAGACUGGAAAAAUUUGUGAAAAAAAAGCGGCUAAAAUCCACGGAAUCAGUAAAAGAGGAUUGUGAAGAAAUUACAUACUCAAAAGAAAUUUAAGUUUACUUUACCUGAACAUACAUUAUUUUUGCCUUACAUGUACCCUUAAUUCUUUUCCACAUUAAUUCCUUUUAAGUGCCUUUUGAUAUAAUAGAAAAGUCUCCUUUUUUAUUGUGUAAGACAAAAUACAAAAAAAAAUUGUAAAGUCUUCCCAAACUACAAAAGAAUAUCACAACUUGCUAAAAAAAUUUUUAAUUCUCCUUUAUAUUUAAAAAUAUGAUGAGAAAAAAAGAUGAAUUGAUGAAAAUGGUAACUAAAAGACUGAAACUAAAUGAUGAAAACAAAUUGUUGAGAGGGAAUACAAAUUACUAAUUUAUAACACUGUCUGAAAGGGAAAAAAAGCAAUACGAUUUUAUGUAAGCGACAAAGCCAUCAAAAUGUACAAUUUGCCUAAAUGUUUAAAAAGAAAAAUAACAAACUUCAAAAGAAGAAACGAUAUUGUGUAUGGUUUAUUUCACCUUUGCUUUAUUUCUUUUUAUUAUUAUUAUUUUUUUUUUGCAAACUGAUAAUACCGAAUAAUAAAUUAUAUUGCAUACUUGCAGUAAUUUUGAUGAUAAUACUGAUAGUGAUGAGAAAUUGUUUGUAAAUAUGCAUACUGAUAAUUUAAAUUAGUGUCUAGUCCUGAUUUUCAAUUUGAAGCCUAUUACAAACUUUCAAAACAGUCUGUUGUCGAUAAUAUUAUUGUUUUGUUCUUACCUAUUUUUUUCCAUUUGGAUUGAUUAUUCUUAUCUGUGCAGCCCACACAUAAUUUUUUUUUUAUAUUAAAUUGUCCCUAUAAUAUUAGUGUUAAUGAAAGUGUAAAGUUGAGAUUAUCAAUAAUAUUUUUUAUCAUGAAAACUUUUGUUGAUCGAAAGCCAACAUGGUAAGCAGGAGUAGCUACUUUCUAGGUGUCUCUAAACAUUUUGAGAGAAUUUUAAUAAUGUGAAGAACUGUAUACAAAAUAAAAAUAUUUUUUAUAAACAUA